Protobothrops mucrosquamatus (brown spotted pit viper) is the source of this 2586-nucleotide messenger RNA. It is a transcript of the gene NOL8, whose product is annotated as nucleolar protein 8. Lineage: Eukaryota; Metazoa; Chordata; Lepidosauria; Squamata; Viperidae. Gene Ontology annotation, molecular function: RNA binding. The record is from RefSeq and is a predicted model, not a curated record.
UUGUAGCUGCAAGGACAAUACCUUGGACAUUUGUUGAAUUUUUGAAUAUGGAACAAAUCUCAUUCGUUAGAAGACUAUACAUUGGAGGACUUGGCCAUUCAGUUUCUGAAGAUGAACUGUAUGAAAGAUUUAGCAAGUUUGGAAAUGUUACAGAGACUGAAAUCAUUAGCCGGAAGGAUGAGCAUGGGAACCCUACCAAAACAUUUGCAUACCUUAACAUCCUCCUUUCAGAAAAAGCACUUAAAAAAUGUGUAUCGGUUUUAAAUAAGACGAAAUGGAAAGGAGGGACACUGCAAAUCGAAUUAGCAAAAGAGAGCUUUUUACACAGACUAGCACGGGAGCGCCAAGAGGCUAGUGUGACAAAGGAAAAGACAAAUUAUAAUGGUAUGACAGAUAUUCAAGAAUCUCUGAAGAAAUCUGGAGUUGUAGAUUUCUGUGUGAAAGCAGUACCAGGAACAGAAAUACCAAAUCAUAAGGACUGGGUGGUUAGUAAAUUCGGCAGAGUUUUACCUAUCCUUCACCUGAAAGAUCAACACAAAAGCAAAAUAAUGAAAUAUGACCCUUCCAAAUAUUGCCAGAACCUUAAAAAACUAGAUCAAGAACCUAUAGAUUCAGUUCCCAUUUCACAGCUCACUUGGCAUCUGGAAGAAGCUGACAGUACCAUGAGCAAGAAACGGCAAGGGCAAUUCCCUGAAGUUAAGAAGCCAUCAAAAAAGAAAACAAAAAUACAGAACAGUGACAGCCUAAGCAAAGUUGAAUCAAACCCAGCUAAUGUCAUCCUUGCAAAACAAAUUCAGAACUGCACCUCUAACUCCAAGAAGCAAGCUAAUCAGCACUCUUCAGGUCAAAAGCUUAAAGCUGGAACCACGAGUUCUAGGCACAUAAAAAGCCUGUGUGGUGAUGACAUAGAUUCAGAAGAAGAAAUCAGAGCAAUUGAAGCAAGUGAGAGAAAAAAGCACAAAGAUAAUUGUACUACUGCGCCUGAGGAUAAUAUGGAAGUUGUCGGUGAUGACUUUAAGCUGAAAUACAGUACUCAUUGGUCUCUACAGAAAGCAAACAAGCAUAUAGCCCAAGCAUGCAAUGGACUACUAAGGCCUGCAGAAAAUGAAUCUGAUUAUGAUUCAGCUGACACUGAUGAAAUUAUAGCUGUGACUAAAUUAUCUGAUGACAAAGAGAGAAAUGAAUCUCUACAGGGCUCUAAGGAAACAGAAGAGCAGAAUGAUGGCCAGCCAAAAAGAACCAUCCAUGCUGAAAGAUCUCCAUCUUCUGGUUCAAAAGGGUCCAAAGCAGCAGAAGAAAAAAGAGCAGAAUCUGAAAAACCAUCAGAUGCACAAGCUACUCUGGACAGAUGCAGAUCUGAGAGUGAGGAAAACUCAGAUUCGUGUUCAGAUACAAGUGAGUCUGAGGGGGAUGAGGAUUAUGAAUCCAUGAUUCAAAGUGGCUUCCGAUUAGAUCUUACCUUAGAAGACUUAGAGAAAUUAGCUGGUGAAAGUAGUGAAGAUUCAGAGGAAGAUAACAAAAUAUUUCAAAGUACCAAUCAAUCACAAACUAAUUACUGCCCAGGUAGUAAAACUGGUACUGCCCCAGAGACACCCACAAUUUCCACCACUUCCAAAAAAUGUAUUUGCCCUGAAGAAAUACUUGCUGCCAUUUUAAAAGAAGAGAGAUCUGACAAAGAUGAUUUGAAACAAAAACAGGCAAAAGUGAAUAUUCAACCUUUCAAAGGAUUGGGGUCACUUAUCGGAGUACCGCCUGAGAGCGAGUUGGAUGUCAAUGUGCGUGAAAAGAAACAGUCUUCUUUUGAACUUGAAGUGGAGUCUCUGAAAAGUGUUAUAGAAGUAGAAUAUUCCAGUUUGACAAGUAAGAAACUUAACUCCAAACCACUGUCUUUGAAAGACUUGGACUUGGACAUUCCCAUAGUAGGAGGUCUUUCUGGAAACUCAAGUGAGCCUUCUGACCACCUCCCUGACAGUAUUGGAAAAGCAGAGAAAAUAAGCCAUGAUGUAAGUAUUAUGCCUGAAAGUGAACCCACCAAACGUGGGAAGUCUGUUUCCAAGGGACCAACAACUUCCAGUCUUAUACAGAAUAAAGAUUUAAAUGGCUCUCUGAAAAAUGAAGGCGGCUACCCAGCUUCUCCCAGAAAAACAAAGAAAUCAGAUAACGUGGGAAUGCAACUGGAGGACAACGAGAAAAGAUUGGCUGCCAUACAAGAAAGGCAGAAAGAAUGGGAGCUCCAGAAAAUAAUUAUACAGGGAGCUCUGACCAGCCAGCAAAUUCAGUCAACAAAUAAACAGAAGCACAUCGUGUUUGAUUCAGAUAAUGAAAAUGAAGUACAAGAGCAUACUGAAAAAGAGUCUUCAGAAAAGAUCCCAGUAAAGGAAUUCACCCCCAAAACUUCUGGGAAGCUGUUUGACAGCAGCGAUGAAGAAUCAGACACCGCAGCUGAUGAAAAUGAUCGGUUCAAAAUCAAACCUCAGUUUGAGGGCAAAGCUGGAGAGAAGCUUAUGCGUUUACAGUCACAUUUUGGCACAGAUGAAAGAUUUCGUAUGGAUGCUCAUUUCCUUGAAAGUGACAGUGAUCAGGAAG